Messenger RNA from Salvia miltiorrhiza (redroot sage), 1646 nucleotides. RefSeq names its product beta-amyrin 6-beta-monooxygenase-like. The record is from RefSeq and is a predicted model, not a curated record. Gene Ontology annotation, molecular function: oxidoreductase activity, acting on paired donors, with incorporation or reduction of molecular oxygen; heme binding; monooxygenase activity. Gene Ontology annotation, biological process: sterol metabolic process. Bases 40 to 1473 code for a protein of 477 amino acids. NCBI's taxonomy places the organism in Eukaryota, Viridiplantae, Streptophyta, Magnoliopsida, Lamiales, Lamiaceae. The transcript is spliced from 3 exons.
UCUUGGCACAUAAUCUGUAGCUGAUCAUAAACAAGCAAUAUGCAGAUCUGGAUGCCUUAUUUUCAGCCUCUUGUUUUUCUUCUUCUGCUUCCUCUGUCUCUCUAUCUGAGGCGCAAGAAGGGCUCCGGCCAUCAGAAAAACCUGCCUCCCGGGUCGGUGGGUUGGCCGAUUCUUGGAGAAAACGUGGAGCUCUCCCUGUUAGGCUCUCAGAAACUAAUGACAGAAAGGAUGCAGAAACACUCUCCAGAUGCAUUCACAACGUCGUUGUUCGGACAGAAACUGGUGGUGUUAUGCGGCGCAGCGGGCAACAAGUUCAUCUUCACGAACGAGAACAAACUGGUGACCCCCUGGCUGCCCCUAUCACUCAGGAAAGUGCUGUUCCCGGAUUUCGACCAGCUCAGGCACCAGGAACCCAAGGCCACGUUCCACAGCUUCAAGCAGGACAUGCUGAAGCCAGAGGCGUUGAGACACUACAUGCCUGUGAUGGACACACUGGCGCGUCACCAUCUGCGCCAUGCCUGGAAACCUAACUCCGUGGUGAAGGUUCGGCAGUCCACCAAGAAGUACACGUUUGAGCUUGCAUGCAGGCUAUUCAUGGGUGUGGCCGACCCGGAGCGGCUCGAGAAGUUGUUGGAGCCCUUCUCUCUCCUGACUGACGGGAUGGUGUCCCUGCCCCUCAACUUGCCCGGCACGGACUUCAACCGUGCUGUUGGAGCGGCCAGGGUGGUGCGCGCUGAGCUUCUCGGGAUCGUGGAGGAGAGGAGGAAGGAGCUGCUGCUCACCAGACAGGGACGAGAGGACAUCAUGUCGAGGAUGCUGCUGGCGAGUAAUGAAGAUGGGACUUAUAUGAUGAGUGAGAGCAAGGUUGCUAACAUGGUUGUUUGUGUGCUUGUUGCUGCCCUCUAUGAAGUAUCCUCUGCAAUCACCAUUGUCACUAAAUCUCUUGCCGAACUUCCACACAUUUACGACCAGGUUUUUAAAGAGCAAAUGGAGAUUGCGAAAUCAAAAGGCCCUGACGAGCUGCUGACCGAGGGGGAUGUGGAGAAGAUGAAGUACACGUGGAACGUUGUGCUCGAAGCCCUCAGGAUGACACCCCCUUCAUUCGGAACAUUCAGAGAGACUACAACUGACAUCAGCUUUGCAGGUUUCACCAUUCCUAAAGGAUGGAAGAUCAUGUGGAGCCCCCAUUCGUGCCACUAUAAUCCCGACUACUUCCCUGAUCCGGAGAAGUUUGAUCCAUCGCGGUUCGAGGGGAGUGGACCAGCGCCUUACACGUACGUUCCCUUUGGAGGAGGUGCAAGAAUGUGCCCCGGGAGAGGCUAUGCUAAGCUUGUCAUAUUGGUCUUCAUCCACAAUUUGGUGACCACAUUUAGAUUUGAGAAGGUCUUUGCGGACGAGAAGAUGUUGUUCAAUCGUCUUUCUCCGGCACCGGCUCAUGGCCUUCCUAUUCGCCUCCAUCCCCAUCAAAAUUAAUCCAUCAUAUAUAUAUAUCUCUCUUUAAUUACUCUUUGAAAUUCAACAACUUUAUUCUCCACAUGUACCAUGUUUCAUACCGCCAAGUCAUACCAUGGUUGCUAGCUGUUAGAAUAUGUAAGAGUUGAACUUGGAUUUAUCAUCUACCUAUGAAUCUAUGCAUGCAUGAUUAA